Molecule: messenger RNA, 480 nt
Organism: Microthlaspi erraticum
Lineage: Eukaryota; Viridiplantae; Streptophyta; Magnoliopsida; Brassicales; Brassicaceae
Source: the annotation of a GenBank genome assembly
AUGAUGAUGGCGACGAAGCUUCAGAAAUGGCGGAAUCUGUCAGGUCGUCUAGAUCUGAUUUCUCGGAUCGACGCUAAAUCGACGAGACGGUUCGUUCACGAAGGUCCAGACACAAUGGAGGAGCUAUUCGAUAGACAUCUGGCGAAGAAAGAGAAACCACGAGUCGUCGUCGACGACGACGAGGCCGAGUUUCUCAACAGGCGCCGUCUGACGAGCACGCGCAGGGAGGCGCUGAGUCUGUACAGAGACAUAUUCCGAGCGACUCGGUUCUUCAUGUGGACCGAUUCAGGAGGACUCCUUUGGAGAGACGUGCUUAGAGAGAACGCUAGGAAAGAGUUCGAGGCUGCUCGAUUCGAGACGGAUCCGGAGGUUAUCACUCGGCUGCUCAUCGGUGGAAGCGACGCCGUUUCUUCUGCUUUGGAUAAGCUCGCGGAGAAGCAAAAGGAUAUGAUCGAGAAAAAUCGUCGAAGCGAUCAUUAG